Penicillium argentinense is the source of this 471-nucleotide messenger RNA. Its product is annotated as putative small nuclear ribonucleoprotein SmG. Gene Ontology annotation, biological process: mRNA splicing, via spliceosome. Gene Ontology annotation, cellular component: catalytic step 2 spliceosome; U4 snRNP; U2-type prespliceosome. Bases 1 to 471 code for a protein of 156 amino acids. NCBI's taxonomy places the organism in Eukaryota, Fungi, Ascomycota, Eurotiomycetes, Eurotiales, Aspergillaceae. Gene Ontology annotation, molecular function: RNA binding. The record is from RefSeq and is a predicted model, not a curated record. The transcript is spliced from 2 exons.
AUGCCCAAGGGUCAGCCCGAAUUAAAAAAGGUGAGUUCUACCGAGAACUCCGACAAGCGUAUCCGUCGAUCCAAGUAUCCUGACUUAAUACAGUACGUGGGGAAGCGCGUCAUCGUGAAGAUGAACGCGGACCGCACCGUCACUGGUAUCCUGGUCGGUUUUGACGUACGUGUGCCCCUCCCAAUUUCUCCUUACUCCCUCGCCGGCCUCCAUCGAUCGCGCGAAAACCAUGUUCUUCUCGAUAUUUCCCUUACUCGAUACGAUGGCAGUUUGAAACGCGCUUGCGAGGCCAAGGGACUUGCGGACACGGUUAACUUUUUGACCACACAGUCAUUCAUGAAUCUCUCCAUGCACGAGUGCAACGAAGAGUUCGAGAAUGGGGAGACUCUGCCUCUGGGCCAAUGCGUCCUCCGCGGUAACUCGAUCAAGAUCGUCGAGGCCGUUGACCGCGUCCACGCGUCCGGCAACUAG